GGACCGUCAAUGGGGACUCCUAGGCGAUGACGCGCCUGCGUUGCCAGGAUAUCCGGUUGUGCCACAUGAUGCUUGUCUCCAGCACAUGCGUCCCGGGGUUAAGAUAUUAAGGGUAUCCUGAUCCAUCUUCAGAAGCAUCCAUUCUGGAGCCUUCUCGUAAGAAGAAAGGGUCUCGAAGAUGUAUCUCAAGAUGAAUCAGGGUGGGCUCUAAAGAUAGCGGAGAGCGAAGACUUAGACGGACAGCCCGAAACAAUAGCCGCAAGGAACAAGCUAACACGGGAUGAGUGCCUGCU
Amoebophrya sp. A25 is the source of this 293-nucleotide messenger RNA. NCBI's taxonomy places the organism in Eukaryota, Dinophyceae, Syndiniales, Amoebophryaceae. The record is from the annotation of a GenBank genome assembly.